GUUGCGCGCGAUUUCAGUCGCAACGUGAAACUCGCCGCAAACACAACGGAAUCUCGCGCAAAUACCGUGCCAAAAGUCGCGUCAAAAUUGAACCGAUUAAAAAUUCUAAAAACAAAUAUAUUUAUUACUAUUUAUUAAUUGUUAGCCCAUUACCAAAGUGUUGAAUUUGGGCAAAAUUAGAAAGUUUGGAAGCCGUCUCUAAAACUCAUCCAAAAUGCCGAAACCUCUCGUAAACUCCUGCUGUUUGUGUCAAACGACACGGAAUGGUUCUGUUAUAUCCGGAAUUUUGGCUAUUGUGUUAUCCAUAAUCUCAAUAAUUGUAAUAUUCACAACACGUGUGCAUUUCAAAACUAUUUUCUUUGACUUUCUGUCAAAUGAUGUGGUAAAAAUCAUUCUCGUGAUAAAUCUAUGCAUGACUAUUCUAAUAUCCCUGCUCAUGAUCGUUGGCGUCCUCAAGCGCAAUCAUUAUUGUAUGGUACCUUGGGUGGUUCUCGGAAUUAUGAUUGCCAUCGGACUGCUGAUUUCUGUAAUCUAUACCGGCGUCGUCUUUUUCAUCGAUGGCUUUUGGCUGACGGGCGUUCUAUGGCUGAUCUUCGGUCUGAUCUGUAGUGCUGUUCUCACAUAUUGUUGGUGCGUCGUCUACAGCGAGUAUGCAAAUCUGGCCGAGGAGAGUGAACGUGGACGCUACAACAAGCAGCCUUAUCGCCGUUAAUCAGAUGGGGACCCCGAUGAUCCCAAUGAUCCAAUCACAUCAUCAUACUCCGUACACUUCGUAUAUGUUAGUUGAUAAUACUAAAAAUGCUAUGUUCGUAAUUAGCUCAUAUGUUUAACUAAUAAUUUUAAUUUAAUUAUUUAAUAAUGCGUCACCAGUUUAGCAUAUUCAAGUGCAUACAUUUAAGUAUAUGUAUAUGAUGUUUAUAAGGACAAUCGUGCAAUCGAAUUACUUUAACAUUUAAAUAUUUAUCACGGUCCAAAAUGUUUGUUGUAAUUUGUAAUGUAAUUUUUGUAUGAAAAAUAACAAUAUAUCUAACACGUAAAAAAUAAAACAAAUUUUAAAUGCCUAAAGUGUACGAGGUCAUUACGGGUUUAUUGUGUGUGCUCUUUCACAUUAUUUAUUUCAAAAUAGAUAUUUAUUCUCUCAAAGUCUAUCAAAA
Drosophila innubila is the source of this 1154-nucleotide messenger RNA. RefSeq lists its product as uncharacterized. The record is from RefSeq and is a predicted model, not a curated record. Lineage: Eukaryota; Metazoa; Arthropoda; Insecta; Diptera; Drosophilidae. Bases 215 to 712 code for a protein of 165 amino acids. The transcript has 4 exons.